AUACAAUUAUCGUACAGAAACAGUUAAACUGUUUUAUUUUGAAGGAAGGAAAUGAAGCCGGAAGUUGUAACAAUUAUUUUUAUCCCAGCUGACUGGACUGCACGCUAGCUCUGUGACACUACUACAUCUAUGACACCGGGGAAGUAAAACCCCUUCGCAGCCAAUGUGGCUAAACGACACCGCGAAGUUAGUUUUAGAUAUUUAUGUCGCUAAUUAUUACCAACAACAGUCCCAUAGCAAACUAAAAGACAAGUGUUUAAGUAUUGAAGCCUAAAACUAUCGUUGCGGCUCUUUGGGUUUCAUGAAACGGUCCAGUUAACUUCAGCGACGUCAACGGUUCCAUGAGGUACUGAGUCAUCUUACCUGAUAUUCCACAUCUUAAACAGCAUAACUUCAUCAACUGAUCAACAGAUCUGCCAGCAUGACGAACGCAGACUCUGUCAGGAUCCGAGUCUUCUCUCUGAACUGCUGGGGGAUCCGCUUCCUUAGCAAACUUUGUACUGAACGCUACGCCAUGAUUGGUGACAUGUUGUGCAAAGAAGAGCAUGAUAUUGUCCUCCUGCAAGAGGUGUGGAGUGAGAAAGACUACCUGUUCUUGAAAAAGAAACUCUCCCUUAGCCACCCUCACUCACAUUAUUUCAAAAGUGGAGUCAUAGGAAGCGGCCUGGCCAUGUUCUCCAAACACAGAAUCCGUGACACAUUUCUUUAUCGCUUCUCGCUGAAUGGUUACCCUUACAUGGCCCACCAUGGAGACUGGUUCGGGGGUAAAGCUGUUGGGAUGGCUGUUCUAAGCAUCGGAAGUCUGACCGCUAAUGUCUACGUCACUCAUCUGCAUGCGGAGUACUGCAGAGAGAAGGACUCUUAUCUACCUCACAGAGUGGUUCAGGCCUGGGAGCUGCAGCAGUUUGUUCGGCACACCUCUGCUGGAGCAGAUGUGGUCAUUUUAGGUGGUGACCUCAACAUGCACCCUCAGGACCUCGGAAACAGGCUACUGAGAUCUUACACUGGACUCCGUGAUGCUUAUUUAGAGACUGAUACAUUUAAUGGAUGUGAGGAUGGUGUCACUCUAAUAGCUGACAACCCUUUCAUCAAUAAAAAGGAGCUUGGUCCUUUUGAGAAGGGAAUCCGAAUUGACUACAUCUUGUUCAAAGGUUCUUCUAAAGUGGACGUCUUUUGUGACUCCAUGUCAACCACCAAAGGCUCCGUCCCUGAUCACCCUUUCCCGUACUCCGAUCAUGAGGCUCUGAUGGCUGAACUAAGGCUGGUGUCACACACUCCCGUUGAGACUGGAAGAGAGAAGUGUAUUAAGGAGAAGGACUCCGCUGCAGGUAGAGUGGCUGAGCUGGUGGAUAUUGUGACAGAGGCUCGCACUGAAGUCAAAGUAGGCCUGCACUGUACAGAGAGCAUGCGCUACACGGCAGCACGCACCGGCGUGAUGGGUUUGGCUCUGCUGUUGCUGGAGCUGGCCAUCGCCGCAGUGCCCUGGUUGGCUCUGGGAGCUGAACAGCCUUUCCCCCUCACCUCCUUCUACCUGCUGGCUGCUCUGUGCUUCGCCAUCCUGCUCACCACCUUCAUGCUGUACAUCCUCUACACCAUGGAGCUGAAAUCUCUCCAGGGGGCUGAAGACCAGAUGAGACUUGCUGUCGGAAGCCUGCAAGAGAAUCUCAGGGGUUUUCCUCUGGCUCAGCCUCACGUCUCCCUGCGGAAGCCUCCAGAGGGUGUUAGCGUCCUGGACCAGGAGGAGUAAUGUCUGAGCCAGCUGGGUCAAAGUGGACUUUGGUUUUAAUGAAGCCCUUUGAAGUGAGCUUUAAGACGAAGGAAAUUCUUGCUCCUCUGAAAGUGAUUUAUGCUCUAAAGAGAUUUAGAUUUUUACUGUAAAAUGAAAGGUUUGAACUAUAAUCAAAGGGAGAUUCUGAUAGUAGUGCUUCACACUUUUAUAUUAGUCUUUAUUCUUAUGUUAGGUCUUCCUCUAUGCACCUCCACAAAUACACCUCCUAUCAGACGGUUGAAUACAUGUGUUCUACUGCUGUGCUUAAAGGUCCUGUAUAUGACCAUUUGUGUUUUAUUUUAUUUUUUAAAGCCUCAGGUGCUACUUGCAUUCCACCUACUGUACCAGUAUUACCAGUACCAUCGGGACCAGUUGUUUCUGUUUAUAAGCUCAUGCUUCCAUUUUGUGAUUUUUAGAGUCCGUUAUACAAUCACAGUGGGUCCAGAUACUGUGUUUGCAGAUCUAUUUAAUGUGUUUAUUUACUCACAGAAGAACUAAACAGAAGAUAUAGACACUCCACCAGUUGUAGGUUUACAUGUUGAUAAGCAAGUAUUUUAGUUUCGGCACUUAAAGAUUCACCAUGUUUAGACUUGAAGGAUUUUAUCGGUGUUGCACCUAAAGUUUCUUGAUGUUAGAUUAUUGUCUUCACUCCUCCAUCCCAAAGUGUGGCAUUGUGAAUGUAAAGCUAUAUCAUGAUGUAUAUUCUUAACUUUGAACUCAUCUGAUCACAGAAGUUAUUUUUUACAAAGCUGCUGAAAACUAUAUCGUAUGUGUCCACUGAGUUGACUAACCAGAUAAACCACUCCCUUCUAUGUGUGUUGGGAAAUGACUUAAAACUGUAAGAGACUAAGAUAAAACCUAACAAUGAUUAUUCUUGAAUUCGUAUUGAUCACCUCUGUGGUAGAAACAUGAUUUAUAGUUCAUUUAAAAAAAAGAAAAAAGAUUGAUUUUUAGAAAAUAACUGCUCUUCAUUCCUUUUAGAAAUUAUUUAUAUUUUAUGAAAAUAAUAAAAUGAUGUGUCUUGACACAGUCAAGUCAGAAAUUUCAACUGCAGAUGUUUACUGAUGCACAACAGGUUCACACAUUGGCCACAAGAGGGCUCAGUCUCUGCUGGGUGAACUUUCCAAAUCAGGUCCACCUGAAAACCAUCAACCAAACUGGUUCUUUGGCAGCAAACCUACCAGCCAGGGCAUGUACACGACCAGGGAAAGUCCGUCCAUGGGUGUGGUAAAUUCAAAUUAUUUUAUUCUCCAAUGGAAAUGAGGCUUGUGCUUCACAACAGAAACCAGAACAUUUAGUGACUUUCCUGUAUGCUUUUUUUUUGCCUUUGAUACUCCUCAGAAAAAAACACGAUCACACUGUAUAAUGUACAUAUAAACCUAUUCUCAUAUAUAAUAUAUAAUCAGCAGUGACCAAUGCCCUCAGCAGUGCUUUAAAGACGAGGUAGAGGGAGAUGCAUUUGAAUUAUUGUGCAUGUUUCAGAAUGAGCUUUGUCGAAAGCAAAUAGUAUAUAAAACAGAGGAAAACAAAAUACACACUAUGAGCUCCACCUCCAGCAGCAGCUUAAACGUCAUCAUAGAUUUUAAUUGUAAUUUAAUAAUCGGAGAGAUUUGUUUUUCUUUUAAAUGCCUGAAGUAAAAGUAAAUAAAGAGUUAAAAAGUUGAA
Solea solea (common sole) is the source of this 3433-nucleotide messenger RNA. RefSeq names its product sphingomyelin phosphodiesterase 2b (gene smpd2b). The transcript is spliced from 11 exons. Gene Ontology annotation, molecular function: sphingomyelin phosphodiesterase activity. Bases 422 to 1747 code for a protein of 441 amino acids. Lineage: Eukaryota; Metazoa; Chordata; Actinopteri; Pleuronectiformes; Soleidae. Gene Ontology annotation, cellular component: cytoplasm. The record is from RefSeq and is a predicted model, not a curated record.